GACGUCACGCGUCACGUGACCGUUCGUUCGAACGCCGAUUCGAUAGGUUCUCGAACGUUCGGUAGCAACGGCGAUGCCACGGUGACAGGUAUUUGUUUGUUUGAUUGUUUUCUUAGCAAAACACGACAGAAAGUACGAAUUUUGCGGUCGACAUGGAUCGUGAUUUUGUACAGACUGUCGAGGGUGGGGAUCAGACUGAAGUGGCGACCAAGAAGGAGGAGAAAUUUGCUGAAGGAGACGAAAAAUUGACCCAAGUCACCAGGGAAUUGGUUGAAGAGGAUUCCAAGGACGAAGGAAUCGGGAGUUUUGAAGUUGUGACCGUUACUGCGGAGUCCUUGCCUGCUGCAAGUGGCGACCAUGAUAAUAAAUCUGACCAAACAGAGUCAGCCGCCAAGGUAGGAAACGAAGCUGCCGUCGAAAAAGACAAGGAAGGUUCAAGAUCACGUAAAAGAAAGGCUGGUUCACGAGGAAGUCAGGAGAGUACAGAAGGUGAAGAAAGUGAUUCUGAUUCUGAGGAAAGCUACACGUCUGAAGAAGAAACCGAAACGGACGACAGCGAAUCAAGCAACAGUUCUGGGUCAGAACGAGUUCGUAAGAAGAGAAAACAAGAUGGCGACUCCAAGGUCAUCGCCCAGGAAGACGACAACGACGAUACAUUUGUAUCAAUCGAUUCACCAGCGCUCCAAACGGAAGAUAACAAAAAUGCAGCUGUCACCACCGAUGAUAAAACGAGCACUUUAAGGCGACGUAAGCGAAAGUCUCGCGAAGAAGUGAAAGACGAAGAUGAAAACAAGGAGGAAAGCCGCCCACCACAGCGUCAAGCCCAACUUGAGGAGGAAACAAACCUGCCCGUGAUCAUAGUAACCGUGACCUGCUGUGUUGCGCUGGUCCUGUACUGUGUAUGUAGCUACUACAUGGACAGGGCAGCAAGCACCAACAAGAUUGGAGGGCGCACGGCGCUCCACACCGCAGCUAUAAAAGGUGACGUCACUAAGCUGAUGAGACUCUUAGCUCCCAACGACAUUGACAUCAACAAACAGGACAACAUGGGGGACACCGCGCUGAUGUUGGCAGUCAGAUACAAAAUGGAAGACGCAGCCAUCUUGCUGUUGAGCGAGGGAGCGAACCAUUGGUUGUUCAAUCUCAACGGCGUGGCAGCCAUUCACGAGGCAGCGACCAAUGGACUUCACGCCCUUAUCCCCAACCUGCGGGAGUACGGCGCGGACCCAGAACUACAGACGUAUGACGGCUGGACUCCCCUGAUGUUGGCUGUAAAGGCGGAUCAGCUGAUGACUGUACGGGCGCUUCUGGAGAAAGGCCAUGCCAACCCAAACACUGUGUCAGACAGCGGCGGCCUAACCCCCCUCCAUCUAGCCGCACAGAAGUCCCCGUCUUAUGUCAGCGUCCUUGCCAAAGCCGGCGGGAACGUCAAUGCCAAGGACGACAUCUUCGGCCUGACGCCCCUGCACGUGGCCGCGUCCGAGUGCAACGUGCAGACGGCACGGGAGUUGCUCAAGAGGGGCGCCGAUGAUUAUCUGGAGGCGAAGGACGGUACCAGACCACGUCACAUAAUCGGUAAAAAGGUUCACAGGAAAGGUCGGACGCAAAAGAACAUGCAGUGCGAAGGGGUCAAGAGGCUCUUGAUGGGUUGAUUUAUUGUCGAAAUAUAUCAGUUUGUUGAGCUUUGCUCUCACCUCAUAAAUACCCUAAGCCAGCAAUUAGCUAUUCAGAAUUAUAACCUUAUGCAAAGUUACUCCCUGGUUCAGUGAGGAAAGCAAUUGUACGUAUUCACAACCGAUUUUACACGUUUGUAAAACGUUAAAUUCACUUUCAAAUGUUUUACCUGUUUAUCAAAGUUUAUGAGUUACAACAUCCGUCAGAAAGAAGAGAAAUCCUAAAUAUUUCGCUUAAACUCUUUGCCUUAAACCUUUCCGUCUUUUAGCGCAUUCGAUUCUUAUCAUUCUAUUGCCUUUAUUACAAAGGAAAAUGUUGAAAUGAAAAUAUGUAUAUAGCUGAGAAUUAUAACAGCACUAUGGUCAAACAAAAGUGUCUGGCGAUAGUAGUACACAUUUUGUGUAUUGUAUUUCAUUAAUUUAAAUAUUAACCUUGCAUGAAAUUGUCUAACGCACAUUGGAUAUCAAUGAUUACCUGGAAGUUUGAACGUGCAUUGUUUUCAGUAUCACGCGUUAUAUUGCCACCUAUCUACUUUCCACAAUGCUUACAACCCUAGCGUAACGGCAGUGCCAUAGUCUAAUUCUAACUUUCCUACUCAUAAAGCAGAAGCUAGUUUGAUAAUGAUAUCAAACAAGAAGACCACUUAUACAGAAAUUGAGAUACUUGCAUAGAUCUGAAGACUGUUUUGAUUUUAUACAGCGCUUUAAACAAUCAACACCAACAAGAAGGUAACUAGGCACUUGAGCUAACGGAACACAACGGUUCUACGAUUGACUUUGUCCCUUAACGCUAUUGAUAAUGUUGUCGAUGAACUCCUGAUGCUGCUCGUAGAAUUCGCAGACUCUCCCGCCGACCGUUGUGAUGUAGCCAAUCGCAGCACCCGCAGCUGACGUAGCGUAAACAUUGGGCCCCCUACCGAACCAUGACAGCAUGCCAGCCACAGGACCACCAACUCCCAUUCUGUGGAGUGUAGAAAA
Branchiostoma floridae (Florida lancelet) is the source of this 2651-nucleotide messenger RNA. Its product is annotated as receptor-interacting serine/threonine-protein kinase 4-like. The transcript has 5 exons. The record is from RefSeq and is a predicted model, not a curated record. Gene Ontology annotation, molecular function: protein binding. Lineage: Eukaryota; Metazoa; Chordata; Leptocardii; Amphioxiformes; Branchiostomatidae. The coding region runs from base 153 to 1652 and encodes 499 amino acids.